UCAGAGGUGAAGCGUCGGCGUGGCUGAACGUGUCCUGGCCCUCGCGCUUGCCAAACAGAAUGUGUACCGUUUGGCCGCCUCGAUGCGCUUCAUGGACGUUGCCAUGGCCUCCUUCUCCCUCCCUUGCUGACUCUGCACAUACCCACACGCCAUGCCACGCCAGGCAUAGAGAGAGAGACGGAUGUGUAUGCUAUGUGUGUCUGUGUGUGUGAAGACAUGGGUGUGUGGUGGGGAUGGGGUGGUUUUCGGCUGACUGACCAUCGCGUUCUUGAUGAGAUAGUCCAGCCCCUCCUUCAACAACUUCUUCUGCAGCUGAGGGACCGCACACAAACGCAACGUGUUCAUCGUGCCGUCCAUCCAUUCGUCCGAUGUGCCCCCGCUCGGCUCACCUUGUGGGUGAUCUGCAUAUCAAACAGAUGGGCGGCCUUCUCCUUCCUGACACUAUCGUCAUCGGCCUCGGCCUCAGCCUGGGGUGGGGUAGCGGUGGGGUGGCUGUGUGGCACCACUGUGGCGUCGGGCAGCAUCAUAUCACCGUCCACACGCAGAAGGGGGGGUUCGUGGUGGGGGGGCACCAGCGCCAUCACCACCUCGUCCAUCAUGGACAGAUACAU
This is a messenger RNA of Vitrella brassicaformis, 611 nucleotides long. The record is from the annotation of a GenBank genome assembly. NCBI's taxonomy places the organism in Eukaryota, Vitrellaceae.